Messenger RNA from Caenorhabditis sp. 36 PRJEB53466, 2492 nucleotides. NCBI's taxonomy places the organism in Eukaryota, Metazoa, Nematoda, Chromadorea, Rhabditida, Rhabditidae. The record is from the annotation of a GenBank genome assembly.
AUGACGAAUGCCUAUCAAGUGCAAUGUCGUGGAUUACCAUGGGAAGCAACGGAUCAAGAGCUGAAGGAUUUCUUUGAAAGUGAGUGAUCUCUUCAAAGACACAUUUUAAAAGCGUUGUUUAGACAACGGAAUUGUGAGCGUUGAUAUUCCGAGAAGAAACGGACGUGCGCAAGGAGAUGCGACCGUCUGUUUCGAUAGUGAGGAGGCUUAUAACAGUGCGUUGGCGAAAGAUCGCGAGCACUUGGGAAGCAGGUGAGUGCUGGCAAUAUGGUUUUGGUUUGAAUUUUUGCCUUUUAGAUACAUUGAAGUGUUUUCCAUGGAUUCUGCUCCAAGACGACGUGAUCGGGAAGAUUUCCGACCACGUGGAGGUCCAGGAAGAGACCGAAAUGCGGAUAAAGGUGGAUACGGCGGAGGAGGCGCCCGUACUGGCCCUGAUUCUGUUGUUCGUCUCAGGGGCCUACCUUUCGCAGUCACCGUUCGAGAUAUAACAGACUUCCUGGCUCCUCUUCCUAUUGUUAGAGUGAGUUUUAGUAUUUCCAGGGUCCUAGUUUGCAACUUCGUUUUUAAGGAUGGCGUUCUAUUGCCUGACCAACAACGAGCCCGUCCGAGCGGCGAGGCGUACGUCUGUUUCGAAUCGAUGGAAAGCGUCCAAAUAGCGAAGCAACGGCACAUGAAGAACAUUGGGCAUCGGUACAUUGAAGUGUUCGAGGCCACUUUCCGAGAGCUCAGCCGAUUCGCUGAUGACAACGGACUUCGUGUGCCUCGUUUCGGGCCUCCGCCUUUCGUUACAGGACCAAUCGGAGGUGGCCCACCACGCGGAGGCUAUGAUCCAUACGGAUCUGAUGGAUACCGUGGGGCAAAUGGCGGCGGAUACCGCGGGUCGGAGCCUGAAGAUCCUUAUGGCCGAUCGAGAGGAGGACCGCCCGAUUACGCAGCAAGACCAGCGUACGAUCCUUACCAACAGCAAUCUUACGGAGGUGCAUCUCAACCAGCUUCUGGAGGCUACUAUAGCUCGAAACCGGAGUACGAUAACUACGGGCGGGAAAGAGCACCUGCUUCACGCGAUCCGCGUGAUCCGAGAGGACCUAUCGAUCCGAGAGAUCCGAGAGACUCAAGACUGUCUGAUCCGAGAGGAGACUCGAGGGCUCCGGCUCCUGUCGAUCCGUACACAGGAGAACCGAGGUAAGUGAUACAUAAAGAAACGGGGGGAACUCGGACAGAGGUUGAGGAGGAUCAGCACGCAAUGAAGGUCGGAACUGUUGUGAUGGGAGAAGUCAACAUGUGUAUAAGUUAUGAAAGGUCUACGUUGGUGCGAGCAGUUCUGAUAUAGCCUGCGAGAGCAUUCCACACAGGAAGGUGGCUUGGCUUGAUCUCGGGCAGUGGACGUUGCAUUUGGGUUGUCUUUAUUUGGUGUUUUGUAGUUCAAAUGUAUAAACAAGGGAAUUCAGAUAUUCGGAUUACGGCUAUGAUGCAAGGGAUUCGAGGGACUCGUACUGGCGUGGGUCCGGAGGGGCAUCUGCACCAGGUGGAGGAGCUGGCGCACCGGCCGCUCCGGUUGGACGGGAAGCCUAUUCGGUAGGAGAUUCUUGGGCUAACGGAGGGGCUGGAGGACAGCCACCCGCCGAAAGAGACCGAUACGGAGGAGGUGGUUAUACGAGCGAGCCGUACGGACAAAGAGAAGGUGAGCGGACGGGAAAUGGCAGCGGGAGAAUUCAGAAGGGAACAAUGAAUCACGAAGGGAGAACAGAAGGGAAAUGUAGUUAAGUGAACAAAAAAAUGGAGUUUUGAAUGUAGCUUAAAAGGGAAGAACAAGAAGGAUCAGAACCCUAGAGUUUGUGUUAGCAAUCCGUUUGGCGGGUGGACAGAUUCGGGAUUGGAGGAUGACCCGAGUUCUGAGUUCAUACUGUAAUUAUGCUAUGUCUGAAGAAGGUUACCUGUUAAACUCGGUUGUUGGGGACAGUGUUAGAUUCUGGGGAGAGUGUUGUGAACUGUGUGUAGUAAGGGAUGACCGGGCGGAAGAAUAGUUAUCUUCAUAGUUGUCCCCUGAUUCUUCGCAUUCUCAUCUGCAUGGAUUUUCUGUGUCUUUAAUAUCAAUCUCAUUUUCAGUCGGAGGAGCUAUGCGCCGAUCGGAAUACGGUCGUCCGGAUGACCGCUACAUGAAGCCUGAUCCAUACGGAUACGGCAGAGACCGAGAAUACGGAAGCCGUCCUGCCCCCGCUCCAGCUCCAGCUCCUGCUCCUGCUGGAAACCAGCACUUUGUUCUGCGCAUGCGAGGAAUACCGUUCCGUGCUACUGAAAAUGACGUCUACGACUUUUUCAAUCCGAUUCGCCCAAACCACGUGGAACUACUUCGUGACGCUUAUCAACGUCUGAGCGGAGAUGCGCGUGUUAUAUUCUACAACCGAAAGGACUACGACGACGCGCUGAUGAAGGACAAGCAGUACAUGGGCGAAAGGUACAUUGAAAUGAUACCUGACAAUGGAAGAUACUGA